AUGAUUAGGGCUGUUCUAGUGUUCAACAACCAUGGAAAGCCAAGGCUAAUGAAGUUUUAUGAACACUACUCAGAAGAAGAACAACAGCAAAUUUUACGAGAGACUUUCCAAUUGGUUUCCCGCCGCGAUGAUGAUGUAUGCAACUUCCUCGAGGGCGGGACGCUUGCCGGAAAGCAGGAUUACAGACUUAUAUACCGACAUUAUGCGACCCUGUAUUUCGUUUUCUGUGUUGAUUCUUCCGAGAGUGAAUUGGGGAUUUUAGAUCUGAUACAAGUUUUUGUUGAAGCACUUGAUAAAUGUUUUGAAAAUGUAUGCGAGCUGGAUCUCAUAUUUCAUGUAGAUAAAGUUCAUCAUAUUCUGAAUGAAUUGGUACUGGGAGGUAUGGUCUUGGAAACUCAUAUUAAUGAAAUAACCACUCGCUACGAGGAACAGGCAAAACUGGAAAAGCAGGAGGUGAUUACGCAGCGGUAUAUCCGUGCACAACUGCCGAAAUUGUGA
Molecule: messenger RNA, 498 nt
Organism: Echinostoma caproni
Lineage: Eukaryota; Metazoa; Platyhelminthes; Trematoda; Plagiorchiida; Echinostomatidae
Source: the annotation of a GenBank genome assembly